This is a messenger RNA of Tetranychus urticae (two-spotted spider mite), 924 nucleotides long. RefSeq lists its product as uncharacterized. NCBI's taxonomy places the organism in Eukaryota, Metazoa, Arthropoda, Arachnida, Trombidiformes, Tetranychidae. The record is from RefSeq and is a predicted model, not a curated record.
CUUUUUACCUAUCUAUUACAUGCUUUAGCCAAACACUGACCGAGUUUCAAGGUUUCAAAAUUUUUGUAUAAAAGUGCCGAGAAUUGGUUGGAAAGAAUCAUUCGAAUCUUCAUCUCCAUUCAACUCACUUGAAUAACUUUAUCAUUUUUGCUUUUGCAACUCAAACCCCAAACUCUCAACUCAAACUCAAAAUGAACACCUUCACCGUUGUCGCUCUUUUCGCCCUCAUCGCCGUCUCCCACGCUGGUUACUUAGCUGCCCCAGCUGCCAUUGCUGCUGCUCCAGCUUUCGCUUACCCAGCAGCCGCAUAUGCUGCUCCAGCAUACGCUGCACCUCUUGCUGCCACUUACAGUCACACCAUCCACGCUGCUCCAGCAUACGCUGCCCCAAUCGCCAGUUACGCCGCUCCUUAUGCUGCUGCUCCUUAUGCCGCUAAAGUUCUUGCCCCCGCAUACGCUCCAUACGCCGCAUACGCCGCACCAGCUUUCGCUCCAUACGCUAAGGUCUUAUCUGCUCCAGCUCUUGGUGCAAUCUACGGUGCCCCCGUCGCCACCAUCCUCAAGAAGUAAAUGCAUUGAUUCGAUCAAUUCAAACAAGUGUUAAUGGAUCUAGGAAUUUAUACAAAAUAUAAAUGCUAGAAGUGUCAACACAAACCAAAACUACUGUGAACCAAAUCAGCUUUACAUUUUCCCGAUAUUCAUUGAAUCGUUUGUGAUUCACCAUUAUGAACGAUCUCCUAGGAUAUCUUUUUUCAUGUACUGCCAUUCAAAUGCUUAGUUUACCUCUGGAUUCCUGAUUACUGCAAAUACACACUCAAACAGUUAGACAACACUUUUUGUAUUUAGACACUGUACCAAAAACGCCUCUGUAACAUACUGCCAAACGGUCUUUGUACCAUAAUAACAAUCAAUAUGUAGACAAAAA